This is a messenger RNA of Aspergillus tanneri, 1578 nucleotides long. RefSeq names its product MFS transporter. Gene Ontology annotation, molecular function: transmembrane transporter activity. The record is from RefSeq and is a predicted model, not a curated record. Gene Ontology annotation, cellular component: membrane. The coding region runs from base 1 to 1578 and encodes 525 amino acids. NCBI's taxonomy places the organism in Eukaryota, Fungi, Ascomycota, Eurotiomycetes, Eurotiales, Aspergillaceae. The transcript has 7 exons. Gene Ontology annotation, biological process: transmembrane transport.
AUGCCGCUAGGAAUAAACGAUAUGGCUGACGAAAAGAGGGAUGGGCUCCACAGCGAGCAACAGGGUAUCUCUGUGCGCCCAGCGACGAACGAGAAUACCGCUAGCAGCGACAGUGACCGAACAGAUGACAUCGAAAGAAAUACGCCGCCGCCUACCGCAGAGGGAGAAAAAGUCGAACACCCCGAUCCCAAUGAGGUGGACUGGGAUGGGCCAGACGACCCUAAAAAUCCUCGCAAUUGGCCGCGCUGGAGACGAGCCAUGCUUGUCGGUAUAAUUACCUGUGUUGUGUUCUCGACAUCUAUCGCGUCUUCAGCAAUUGCGCCCGCAGUACCACAGAUUCUGAGGGAGUUUCAUUCGACCAAUGAAGUGGUUGGGACUUUGGUGGUUACUAUUGAGCUCCUGGGCACCGGUGUGGGCCCUAUUCUUAUGGGCCCUAUGUCCGAAGUCGUCGGUCGGCGAGUGAUCUACAACUGUGCGAAUAUUGGAUUCAGCGCAUUCUCGCUUGGAUGUGCCUUGACACCUUCUUUGCCUGGAUUGGUGAUAAUGCGCUUUCUACAGGGAUGCUCCGCAUCCUGCUCCCUUAACAAUGCCGGCGGAACUAUCUCGGACCUGGUGCCAAUUCAUCGCAGGGGUUUUGCCAUGUCGAUGUAUUCCGUAGGCUUCCUGCUCGGCCCUGCCGUUGGUCCUAUUGCCGGCAGCUUUCUGGCCGCAGCAGCGGGGUGGAGAUGGGUAUUUUGGUUGCUGCUUAUUCUGAACGGCACAAUGGGAAUAAUCUGCGCCCUUACAUACUCCGAAACAUAUGCGCCCGUCAUUCUUGAGUGGAAGGCUAAGAAACUCCGCAAACAAACGGGAAACCAGGCGUUAUAUGCCAAGGGACAGCGACAGCUGCCCGUGAGCAGUGUUCUAAAACGCGCCAUCAGUCGCCCGGUAAAGAUGUUUCUCUUCUGCCCCGUCGUCACUGGCUUGGCCAUCUACAAUGCUGUCGUUUACGGCUUCACUUAUCUCCUCUUCUCCACUUUUUCUGUGGUCUUCGAGGGCCAAUACAAUUUCAGCGAGGCAAAGCUCGGCCUGGUGUAUCUCGGUCUGGCGAUCGGUUUCUUGAUCUCUCUGAGUAUUGCUAGCUUCGCCAACGAUAGGACCCACGCUCGUCUAACUAGAAAGCAUGGAGAAGCAAAGCCGGAAUACCGCCUGGACUCCUUGAUAUACGGCGCAAUCGCAAUUCCCGUUGGGCUUAUCAUUUAUGGAUGGACAACCCAAGAGCGUGUACACCCUGCCGUUCCUAUCGUGGCAACAGGUCUGGUUGGGUUUGGAGUCAUGUUCACUUUCAUCCCUUUCAAUGUAUACAUGAUCGAUGCCUAUACAAAAUAUGCAGCUAGUGCGAUCGCUGCCGGAAAUAUUCUUCGAAGCUUGUCUGCUGCUCUGCUACCCCUGGUUGGUGUUCCCAUGUAUAAUAGGCUGGGGUAUGGCUGGGGGAAUACUCUUCUUGCAUUUAUUUCACUCGGGUUGGGAGGAAUGUUUAUAGUGUUCCGCAAGUAUGGCGAAGAUUGGCGGAAGAGGUUCUCGAUUCAGUUCGAUUGA